Molecule: messenger RNA, 2700 nt
Organism: Notothenia coriiceps (black rockcod)
Lineage: Eukaryota; Metazoa; Chordata; Actinopteri; Perciformes; Nototheniidae
Product: midasin-like
Exons: 12
Biological process (GO): ribosomal large subunit export from nucleus; ribosomal large subunit assembly
Cellular component (GO): preribosome, large subunit precursor; nucleus
Source: RefSeq, a predicted model, not a curated record
CCAGCUGAAGAGCUGCAGUUUGUUUGGUGUGAGCUGCUGUCAGAGGCUCUGGGCGCUCUGUGGACCAGCAGUGUGACCUCUGACCCCGACCUCUGGCUGAAAUGGGACCCACUGAGCCCCAAGACCAAGACAGCUCCAAAGCUGCAGCACGGAGCAAAGAACAUGGGACCAGCCUUAAUGAGUAAAGCCGUGUGGUCCUAUUGCAUGCUGGGAGUUCUCUGCAGCAGUGAGACUGGAGGUGCAUGGGAACCGUCAGGAGCAGCCCUCCUCUCCCUGUCCCAUGUCACCCUGGGGGAGUGGAAGGAGAGGAUCCAGCAGCUGCAGGACGUGACUGCUGUGCUGUGGGACAACAUGGCCAUCCCUGCUCUGGCUGAGUUCAGGGGCACAGACUUCCGUCUCCAGGGGGCUGUGCUGCGCCGCCAGCUGCAGAGCAUGGCGGACCUGCUGCCCCCCAGCCUGCAGGAGGGCUUCAUGGAGAGCUGCGAGAGCCUGGUGGAGGACUUGGACCCUCUGAUAGCGGCCCAGGAGAUCCAGACCGUCUUCAGGGACUUCCUGCCCCCCAACGUGCUCCCUGACGGCCUGCUGGAGGCCUGCAGCGCCUGCCUUCAGCAAUACGUCCAGAGCAAGGUCCAAGGCUCCAACCAGCCCGCCCAGUCCGGAGUGUUCUGGGUCAACAUGGGCCUGCUGCAGAUCAAAGCCUGGACCCCACAGACCAUCUUUGACCCGGCUGUGAAGAGGGCCUACAAACUCAACUACGCCCAGCAGGAGCUGGCUGUGCUGCAGGAGGAGUGGAGGGGCCGCAGCCUGUCCUCUCAGCUGAUGACCGGAGCGGAGCUGGAGGAGAGCAGCACUACUGACGGCUUCCAGCACCCUCGCAUCAGGUACCUGUGGAUCCGAAUGCAGCAGGUGAAGGAGCAGAUCGCGGAGCUCUCCAGGAAGCAGGCCUGCCGCCCUCAUGACCCGCAGUACGGCCGCCUCUUCCAGGAGCUGCAGCACUACCUGUACAGCAUCGGCCAGACGUCAGCCGUGAAGGAGCUGCUGUUCCGUCUGCUGAAGGCUCUGCAGGGCCCCUCCUCCUCCUCCAAGUCCAGGUCAGCCAUCCAGGGCCUGCUGAAGGAGGAGGCUGUGUGGCAGAACUCCCAGCAGCGCUUCUGCCAGAGGCUGCAGGAGGAUUACCCGCUGUACCCCGACGUGGUGGGGCCGCUGCGGACCGGCAUCCUGCAGCUCCGUCAUGGGAUGAGGCUGGUGGCCUCCCAGGUGGCUGCCUCACUCACGCCUGUUCCCGGUCUGCCUAAGCUGGUGUCCUGCCUGCUGGCCUUCCCCUCCCUGUCCCCCAGCCUGCCCUCCUACCUGGCCCGGGCCGACUUCCUCUGCUCCAGAUCCUGCAUGGACAUCCUGCGCUGCGUGGGGAAACUCCUCCCGCAGCAGGACUCUGAGCAGGUGGUGCCCCGGUCCUCCACGCUGCUUCUGAAUGCUCUGCUGUACGUGCAGUGCCACACCCUGUCCACCGGGGAGUUCAGCUCCGAGUCCCGCAGCCUCUUCAGACACAUCUGUCAGGCUCUGGUGAACGAGUGGGACGAACAGGAGAGACUAAAGAGGGAGAAGGAGCAGAUGGAGGCCAGUCUGUAUCGUAACCGCAGCCGACUGCACGGAUCAGGACUGACUGAGGACGAGCAGGAGGAGAGAGACUUCAAACAGCAGUUCCCUCAGUUCAACAAGGACUUUGCAGACAUCAUGGCCCUGCCGAGUCUGGAGGGUCCAUCAGACUCAGAGCGUCAGGAGGAGGAGGAGGGAGUCCAGGAGGAGUCCAGUGAGGGCAGCUUCCUGUCUGUGGCUGCCAUGAACACAGUGCUGAAGGUCCAUCAGCGCCUCUCUCUGGGACACGCCCGAUCACUGUGGUACAAGGGCACAACACCAGCCAAUCACAGCAGAGAACACAUCAUAGCCUUGGUCUCCUCCUACCAGAUUGCUUCCCCUAUGAUGUCCCGCUUCUAUCAUCUGAUUGAUGCUGAGAUCGACCAGCAGCUCACAGGCAGUGAGCUGCUGCUGUCUGCCCUCCUGCAGAACACAGUGCAGGGCUCCGGGGGCCCCGAUGGCCUGUCAGUCACCUCAGAGGGAGCCUACGACUUCUACCAGCAGCCCAACAUGAGCGAGGCCCGUCUGUGUCUCCCUGUCCUGCUGCAGCUGGGUGUGGCGGUGAAGCAGAGGCUGGAGGACUGGCCCGAGCACCCCGCUCUCGUACAGCUGUCGUUGUGGGAUGUUGAUAGAGAGGAUCCAGGACCUGCACUCUGGCCAGCCAAUGCUCAAGUUCCUCAACGGUCUGGAGAUCUCCUGCUCAGACUGGGAGGGGGGAAUAACGCCAGUCCGCUCAGUCUCUCUGCUGUUAAGGAACUGGAAGCAUCACCCAGCUCAUCAUCCAGUUAUGAGCGAUUAAAAGGGGAGGAGCUGAAGGAGCUAAGGAGACCCCAGGAGGCCAACACUGGCCUUUACCGAAAGUCGCACGCGCUGCUGCAGGAACAAGGGGUCAGCAUGCGCACCUCAGCGGAGAUGGAGAUAGUGAGGGAGAUGAAGGAGAAGUGCUGCUGUGUGGCUCUCAACUAUGAAGCUGAGCUGAGUCAGGGGGGGCCGUCCAGCGGAGAGAUGCAUUACAACAUGCCGGAUGGACAGAUCGUCACCCUCAGCUCUGAGAGGUUCAGGUAA